UGUCAGAUUGUGAAUAGAUGAAUGUUCAUUCCAAUCCAUUUUAUAUAUCGACAUAUAUUAUAUUCAUAUCUUAAACCUCAAGUCUCUGAGGAAUAUAAAAGAGAAUUUUUCUACCAUAAUUCUGAAUUCUUCACUGUUAUGGUUCUCCAUCUUAUCUGCAUCUCCUUUUCUUUGAUUUUAACGCGCAUUCUGCGUAGCUUUUAACCUUAUGAGUGAUUCAUACUACCACUCAAAUUAGCUUCACUUUCUGCUGCACCAAAUUCAGAGUUGUUUAGAUUAGUUCAUUUGUAAAUGAACACUCAGAAGAUUGGUUGCCAAGAAAAUGUAGAACAGAACCUUGGGUUCAUUAGGGACUACAAUUUUGAUCAUGUUGGUUUCCAACAGCCUUGGAACAUGGGAUUGCAGCAGCCAAAUCCUGGGGCUUCUAAGUCAUCGUCCACCAAUACGAUUAUGGGUGGUUUUCAGACGCCUGGUGCUGCCUUUUAUGCAACUGAAAGAUGCAUGGGGUUUCCCCAGUACGGGUCGUCUCAAGGAGGAGCUGCUUUUUGCUCUCAAUACAACAAGAUCUGCAGCAAUUCACAGUUUCCUUCAUUUCACGGCUUGGGGGACAACUUUUCAAUCCAAUCGGUUGCUCAAGGUGAACCAAACUAUGAACCCAGGAAUACAUUGCAGUCACCAGUGAAAUCUCAGAUUUUUUGCGAUAAGUACCAGAAAUCCUCGGAAAAGUCCUACAAAAUUCCAUGCACAAACAUACAAACGAGCCAGGUUUGGUCACAUGAUCUGAGUAACUUGCUUGGAAACAAUGCUGCCACCGUGGGGAAUCACUUUUCGGUUCCUUUCCGAGGAAAUCAGGAUCAAAGAGUUUAUUGUAAUUCACAUGGUUCUUCGCCUGCAAAGCUAAGCUUCUUUCAACAAGAGAAGCAAUCUUCAAACUAUUCAUCUGGUUCUGGGGGCUUUUCAGUUUCAUCGAGUAACGCCCCUACCAGCGGCUCGGUGCUUGCUAGUAAAACUCGAAUAAGGUGGACGCAGGACCUCCAUGACAAGUUCGUGGAGUGCGUUAAACGCCUUGGGGGUGCCGAGAAAGCAACCCCGAAGGCAAUUCUGAAACUGAUGGAUACUGAAGGAUUGACCAUCUUUCAUGUUAAAAGCCAUCUGCAGAAAUAUCGAAUAGCAAAAUACAUGCCAGACUCUGCUGAAGGAAAAUCAGAGAAAAGAACGAGUACAAGCGACGUAACUCAGAUCGACGACAAAACUGGUUUGCACCUGACAGAGACGUUGCAACUUCAGUUAGACGUCCAGAGGCGUCUUCAUGAACAAUUAGAGAUUCAGCGAAAUCUACAGUUGAGAAUCGAAGAACAAGGAAGGCAGCUUAAGAUGAUGAUUGAUCAGCAACAAAAAACAAGUGAAAGCCUCUUGAAAAAACAAGAUUCCAACAUCACAGCAUUUGAUCCUGAUCCAUCAUUUUGCUUCGAAGACGUUGAAGAAGCCUCGAUUGCAGAAAGUUCAGGAACUUCUCACCUUCCAUCCAAGAUAAGUUAGAGCUUAGCAAGUUCACGUCCCAUUUAAAUAAAAAAAAAAUACAAGCUUUCAUGGCAUGCCACCGAAUUGAACUAUUUAUGCACAUCAGGCUCUUGUAACAAUGCCCAGUUUUAAGUGCCAUAGACUGGUCAAUAUGAUUCUAUUGGGAUAGUUUGAGGAGAAAUUGUUUUUGGCAUGUGGAAGGACUUUAUUUAGAAAUUGUUUU
Messenger RNA from Hibiscus syriacus, 1744 nucleotides. RefSeq names its product myb family transcription factor PHL5-like. NCBI's taxonomy places the organism in Eukaryota, Viridiplantae, Streptophyta, Magnoliopsida, Malvales, Malvaceae. Gene Ontology annotation, molecular function: DNA-binding transcription factor activity; DNA binding. The record is from RefSeq and is a predicted model, not a curated record. The transcript has 7 exons. Bases 292 to 1539 code for a protein of 415 amino acids.